UCUACAGACUAAGGUGCAAUCAUUCAUCCCAUAGAAUUCAUCCUAGGCAACUAAGAAAUUCCAUACCAAAAGCAGAAAAUUCAAAAUAAACCGGAAAAGCUAUAAUAUAUAAGAGAUUAAGACACAGAUAGAGAGUUGAACAUUUUACCAAUUAGAUUACUAAAAAAAUACUCUCCCUCAGAUGAUCGGCAAGGGAAGAGAGACCUCUUUCUUGUAUUUCCACUUUCCUCCACUUCCAUAUCUCUUUUUCUUCUUCUCUCCGUAUAACUAUAGAGGGAGAUCGAGAGAGAGAGAGAGAGAGGGAGAGAAGGAGCUAGGUAGCCAUGAAGAACACCAUUAGAUGCUUCAUAUCUUGCAUUCUUCCAUGUGGAGCACUAGAUGUGAUUCGGAUAGUACAUGCAAAUGGCGAAGUGGAAGAGAUAACCGGGACAAUCCGAGCAGCAGAGAUCAUGAAGGCGCAUCCGAAGCACGUGUUGAAGAAGCCUUCAUCUUCAUCCAACGAUGGGGUUUGUCCCAAGAUCAUGAUCUUGCCACCUGAUGAACAACUCCAACGUGGGAAGAUCUACUUUCUCAUGCCCGUUCCUUCAAAACCCGUAAAGACUCGUUCCCGAUCAUCAACCUGCAGCAAGAAAAAGAGAGAUGCUCAGACCAACUCAAACAACAACAACAACAACAAUAGCAGCAGCAGUGUUUCUAUGACCAAUUUUCUCGUUUCCGAUCGAUACUUGAGUGAAAUCCUGUCAGAGAAGUUAUCAACACAUAAAGAUCUAAGGCGAGGACGGGUAGGUGUGUGGAGGCCUCAUUUAGAGAGCAUUUUUGAGACACCAAGCGAAGCUUAAUGAGAGCGUUCAUGAUUUUUCAAAGUAUUCAAGAUUUUAUUUUAUUUUAUUUUAUUUUUUGUAUAGAAUAUAGUUUCUUAGAAAAUAAUACCAAAGUUGUAUCAUGGAUGGUUUUAAUAUUGUGUUGAUGUGCCCCAACAUGGAUCACUUUUUCCUCCUGUUCUUUUGAUGUUCAAUGGAAGUGUGCUUUAUUUUAUAUACAUAUAUAUUCAUGGA
This is a messenger RNA of Cornus florida, 1055 nucleotides long. RefSeq lists its product as uncharacterized. Lineage: Eukaryota; Viridiplantae; Streptophyta; Magnoliopsida; Cornales; Cornaceae. The transcript has a single exon. The record is from RefSeq and is a predicted model, not a curated record. The coding region runs from base 324 to 839 and encodes 171 amino acids.